GAACUGGGUAAAGAUUGCCAAUUGUCAGUAACUUCAUUUGUAAAUAAUAUGUAGGGCAACCUGUAAAGCAAUUGUCCUGUAGAAAUUUGUUUCUUCCGGAACAUUACCUUCACUUCCGUUUCUGAGUGCCCGGAUGAACCUCUGUUGUGAAGAAUAACCUGGAAAUUGUGAUUACUCGUAAUGAACUCAUGGUUUCGCUGAGUGGCGAUGAUCUGUGCUAGAAUGCCUCCCUCGCCAAUAAUUUUACCUAGGAAAUUUCAUGUGUUUCUUGUGUGUAAGAAUUCAGUGGACAAUAUACCGGCCUUUGAACAAGUGAUCGAGCAAACAUGGUUGAAAUGAGAUGAAUUUUACAGCAUGGUUGCCAUUCGGAGGGUGAAACGCUUAAUGCAGUUCUCAGUUCUCGCUGUUUUCCUCGCUACGAUACUACUGUUUCUUCAAUGGAACGAAAUAACGGACUCAGAGGAGCUCAAAACUGCUAAAAGAGCAAAAACGUCCUUUAACGUGGACGACCAAGACCUGGCGAGGACUUUCAUAGACCCUGAACGGGAAUUUGAUGUCAAUGAAAUAUUAAUGGAAUUGAAUGGAAACAGUGAUGCAGCCAGUGAUGAUGAUGAUGACUGGAAAACAGCAUUUAAUGAAAAAGCAAAACAUCAAGUGGAAAAGAAAAAGAAUUUUAAUGGAAAAUGGAGAGAGACCAUUAGUAGAGAGAACAUUGACCAUGGGGACAAAAGAAAACUGAACCAAAUGCCAAAUGAAAGUGAAGCAUUGAAUUUCACCACUCCCAGCACAACUGUCAGUGGAUUAAAGCUGCUCUUUAGUCUUCAAAAUGACACUAUUCAGAGUGUUCACAGUGACAAGGAAAAGGCAUCAGGGAAAGCUUCUCCUAAAAUCCACCGCAAGGAAUCACAUGUUGAUCAUCUUCAAGCGCCUAACCACACCUGGACGAAAUUUCCUUGGAGAAAAAAUAUGGUUGGCUCACUGAAUGUUCACAUUUGGCAAGCAUGUUGUGGUAGCACAACUCAUGAUUUGCGUAGGAACAGAUUUUUCCCGCUGUACCCAGACAUUCGCCUGACCGUUGGAAAGUUCUUUCUUCGUCACAUGCAAGCCGACUACGGACAGAGAAUAUUUGGUUACGUUCACCCCCCUGUUUCAGGGAAGUACACGUUUGCCAUUUCGUCGGACGACAGUUCAGAGCUCUGGUUGAGUUCAGAUGAAAAUCCUUCAAAAGUGAAACUCAUAGCUUGGGUCGGAAAUCGUACGUUGCUCAGUGUCACCUUUAAAACCAAAAUUGCCCAAUUUGAUAAGUACAAAACACAACUGUCACGUCCGGUGCUUCUUCACAAAGGGCAGAAGUACUUCAUUGAGGCUUUGCACAAGCAAGGAAAUCUACAAGAACACAUUUUGGUGGGCUGGAAGAUACCUGGUUCGAAUGAAUUUAGACAUCUUACUGGAUCCUCGAUUUCGGCGGCGAUCAACGAUUCAAUAGCCUCAAAGGAUGUAACAAAGUAUGCUAAUUUUAUACCACAAGAUCUUCCAAGUCACUCGCACUAUAGAACGAACCUUAAACUCGAUCAAAAUGUGUACAAAUUCGGAUCGGAAGAUUUGCGCGAUGUGGCACAUAAAGCAAACUUCGUGGACGAGCGCGAUAUAGAGAACAUAUUCCCAUCUUGUCCCUAUAAUCCCAGCUAUUUGGUAAACUUCAAGUUGAAGCGUUACGAAGGCGUGCAUUUGAUUCACGACACUUCCCGGUAUCCCAACGAUUAUUCCGAGCUGAGUCACAUGAGACAAUACGACCAGUGCGCGCUGAGAAGAAAUCGAGAUUCUCAUGGCAACCAGGUGAGCUCUCCGUCAUCGGAACCGAAUUCUAAACAAAGGCUGCAUGAAGAUUCUCAUGGUAACCCAAAGAGUUCUCUGCCACCAAACCUGAAGUUUAAACAAAGGCUGUAUGAAGAUGGUAGUAUAGCUGUGUUUAAGAACAGUAAGGUAUUUUUGCCUUUGUCUUUUGCGAAAAGUGCAGCAGAGAAGGAGAGAGUUAAAGAGCAGUUACUUGAGGCGCAAAUGGACUUGUUGGAUAUGAAAAGACUCAGUCAACACGCGAACCAGCAGGCCUUCCAGUCAAUGGAAGAUCCAUCUUUUGUGGCCGGUGAUUCUUCAGAGAAAAUUGAUAAAAAGAAAGGUUCUGAGGCGAGGGAAAGACUAAAGAGGAGAGACUCAGACGCCGUUUCUAUAGACAGAGUCAAAAAGAGGACUUUAAGAAAAAGAGAGUCUGUGAGGAAACAAAGGAAUAGUGAAGACAAGAUUAGACAUUCUAACGUAGAGCCUCAGCAACGUUCGCGCGUUGAGGAAGUCGUUAAAAAGAGGCAGUCACGUGAUGCGCCUCUCAGUUCACGUGAAGAAACACCACGUGAUUCUCUCGUGCGCCGAUCAAAUGGUUAUGUGAGUUCAAAAGGUAACCAGCGUAAACUGUUGAGCCUCAAUUCAAAAAGUGCGGGAUCCAUUGACAGUAUCACGGUAACUUCGAAUGCACCAAGGAAUAAUAAGGAAAGAAUUGCUAAUACGUCAUCAUAUGAAGCCAUUCCGACGAGAAGAUUAGCAGGGCGAGUUGCAAAUAGGUCGUUGCAUGAGUUCAUGCCGGCGGAAAAACAAAGCCGCCAAAAAGGGCCUUUCAGAAGUUACCUACCAGUUUCAUAUAAUCUGGCUGAACUGUUUCCUGAGAGAGAGGCGAACUCUAGCCGCAACGGCUUACAGCAGCGCUCCAGAGGACGUAUUUCGUUUUAUCCUGUUGACGAGGAAGACGACCGUAUGACUCGAAUGAACUCCGCGCGAGAGUUUGUACGCAAGAUGAUAUACGCAGUGCAGAUGUACAACCAUCGCGUCAAUUCGCGCACUUUGGCGGAAGGUGUGCGAAGAAAAUUCGGAGUGGCGUUGAAGAUUCCCAACGUAGUUAAAAUCCCUGAUUACAACGGAUGGAUUUUUCAUCAAAACAGGACAAUGUGCGCCAGCGAUGGAAACUUGCUGUUGAAUGAUGCCGUGGCGAACAGUGUUGUGAAUCGAUACAUGCGUGCCUUGAGACAAGCAACAAACAGCAAGUACUCCCUGAAGAACAUCUUAAACGUGGAAGAAAAUCACGAUGUGUUACUAGGGGACAGAUAUCUUAUAGACCUGGAGCUAAAUGUUGAAGGGAAAAAUUCCACAGUGCGCUUGUCACAGUACGUCUAUCAGAAAAUCGGCAAGACGGAUUUCUGUUUGCCAGAAGGAUUUGUGCUGAAUCAACAUGCUACCGUACACAUUAUCAUUCCAGUGAAGAAUCAAGGUAAAUGGGUACAGCAUCUCAUUGACAACAUGGUGGAGCUAUACUUAGAGACAGGCGAUCCGCAUGUAAACAUUAUUAUUGUGGACUUCAGUAGCACGGAUAUUGAUGUGGAAGCUGCCUUAGAACGAAGCCAGUUGAAAAGAUACCAAGUGAGAAAACUAAAAGGACCUUUUCAGAGAGCGUAUGGCAUUCAAGCAGGCGCAGCGUUAGUUAAGAAUCCCCGUGAUAUUAUUUUCAUGUGUGAUCUUCAUCUUCAAAUUCCAAGUAACAUUGUCGACAUUAUUAGAAAGCACUGUGUUCAACGGAAGAUGGCGUUUGCUCCAAUAGUUGCUCGACUUCAUUGUGGCUUUUCUCCUUCACUGCCCUUUGGUUUUUGGGAGCUUCAAGGUUACGGUCUAUUCGCCAUGUACAAGUCAGAUUUCACUCGAGUUGGUGGAAUGAACUACAAGGAGUUCAGGACCACAUGGGGAGGGGAGGACUGGGAACUUCUGGACAGAGUUCUUCAGGACAAGAUGGAAGUGGAGAGGUUACGUGUGCCGAAGUUUUAUCAUUAUUUUCACUCAAAGAAAGGAAUGUGGGGAAGCAGGAACUUGUUCAACUCCUACAGGAAGGAUAUGUUCGAUAGCUAUGAUCACCAAGGCGACACCGACGUCAUCACGCUUUAUAGCAAGAGCAAGGAAAGAGCAGAAGAUUAUCAACGACUUCCUUCUAACGAAAGGAGCCACGGCAGAUAACGUUUGGUUAGAUCUUACUCAAUUAGGAAUGCUUGGUCCUUUAUUGUGACUCCUUUUCGGAAUGUUUAAGAAUUCGGCUGUGGCUUAAUGAUGAGCCCGCGAGACUCCGCAUACGAUUGAUUUUUAGCUAGGGUCAGAGUGUUGUCCCCUGGUUAGACAAUUUCGUCUCAGAGUGCUUCUUCCUACCCAAGAUGGAUGGGUAUGACUCGGUACGACUGCGUAUGGGAAACCUGUGGAAAUGCGUGGAGGGUGGUUAACCUGUGAUGUACUAGUAUUCCAUCCAGGGGUAGAAUCAACACCGCUUGCGCUUCUAGUCAUGGGAACCGCGUUUUAUCUCCAGCAGCCGUGUAAGUUUGUCGCGAAUGCAGGUUUUACAUUUUUACUUUCAUGAUCAAAAGGGUGAAUUCAUGAGAAACUUUCAAAUAUUAUUUAAACCCAUGUCGGUAUGUCUUUCUGUUUAAACAAGUUAACUCAAAUAAACUGAUGUGCCAAUCCAGGAUAACUUUGUUAAAGGAAAUCCAAGGCGCUUUUCAAUAAGACCAAAAGUGUUUAGUUUAAAUUAACUCCAGGAUUGUGCUCUACACUAUCGUUAUUUAAAGGUACAAUCGUAACCCCCACCCCACCCUCCCUUUCGUAAACUUUCUUUCAAAAAUGACAAAGGUGAACGUUGCAGAAUCUCGACUUGUAUUUAUAUUUAUCCCGGGGAUUUUCGAGCCAUUCCUUGAUAUUUUAUUCUAUUUGGGGCACCGGAAAUAUUGUAGGGGAGUUCUAUCAGUCAUCGAUACGAUUCCAAUCAAGGAAAGGACUCACCUUAAAAACAAACCUGCAGUAAUGCUAGAUGGAAACAGCUGAAACAUUUUGCUACCUUUUUUACAUUAAAAUUUCUAAGUUUUCCAGCAGGGUGAAAUGAUUUAGUUGUAAGCGAAGACCUUUAGAUUUCAAGACGUGUGUUAGAUUUCAAGACGUGUGUGUAAGUUCAAGAUUUUCCCGCGAAAAUACGGUAGAGCUGCAGUAUUUUGGCGGGAAAAACGCGGUUGCCAUCCUCCCUCUGGAACAAAAUACUUAACGCUUGACAGUUAUGCACUUUUUCGAUCAGGCACGGGGUGGAUUGUGUGCAAACUUUGUUGCUCACCAAUAGUACCGUGAAACUUCAGUAAGGAUUUAGUUUCGUAGUAUCUCGGUGGAAACAUGAAUUCAAGUCUUUUCACAAAUCAAACUCGUCUUUAAUUUAAUAGUAUCCAAUUAUUACUGAGAGAAGGCAAGGCAAGGCAAAAAAAAAAAUCGAUUGCUUUGUCGACAAGGACGAUGGCGUCUAACUUCUACAGCAACCGGUGGGGUUGCGGAAUAUUUUUCCAAAAAAAAAUUAUAAUUUAUAAAAUUAAUAUAUGUAUUUUAAUAGUUUUAACAAAAGUGAACAGACAAGAAGCAAACAUUUUAAAAAUGACUUCAAUUUUAAAUACAAGACGUUAGAUGGAAAUGAUAAUGAAAUACUUCAGCUAACCAAACAGAAAAUAUUUAGAUUAUAGUAGAAGGUAAAUUCGAUUUCCUUAUUUUGUCUUGAGAAUUUUUACGUAUUACCCAAUGCCAGUUUCACUGGAUGAACUUAUGUAAUUACAUGAAAGUAUGUGAAUUAUUUAGGAAAUUUUAAAUCGUCUCAACACCAUCAUUGUUGCCUAAAUGAUAAGGAGAAUUUUAAUUAUGUUCCAUCUCUUUAAUUGUAAUACGUUUGGUAUAAGUAAAGAUGGAUAGUGAGGCAGUGUUUUUGGAGCGCUUUUCGAUUGAGUUGCGUGAACCAAAACCAAAGUAAUCACAACAGCCAAUCAGAAUAAAGGAGAAUACCUACAAGAGCCAAUGAGAAUUCAUGUAAAAGUGAAAACGACCAAACCGCUAAAAGUGCGGGAAAACGCAGGCGACCAGGUCGUGAUUGGAUUUUGUUUUCCGUCUGAUUGGUUGAGAGAGUGGCUCGAUUUUUUUCUGGACCAAUCACAGAGCAAAGUAACUCACUUGAAAAUCACUCUAUAGAGGUAGUGUUAGACGUACAGAGAGAUUUCAUACUAUACACGCCAAGAUUGUGAAAUAGAGGUUGAUUACAGGUUAUUUUGACCUUAAGUCUGGAAAUUUGAUCAAAUCUAAAUAUACUUUUAUUGAAAGUA
This is a messenger RNA of Stylophora pistillata, 6200 nucleotides long. Its product is annotated as beta-1,4-N-acetylgalactosaminyltransferase 3. NCBI's taxonomy places the organism in Eukaryota, Metazoa, Cnidaria, Anthozoa, Scleractinia, Pocilloporidae. Gene Ontology annotation, cellular component: Golgi cisterna membrane. Gene Ontology annotation, molecular function: acetylgalactosaminyltransferase activity. The record is from RefSeq and is a predicted model, not a curated record.